UGUGCAUCCGAAGACGGCGAGUUGCUAUUUCUAGUAACUUCAAAUCGCAUUAUAUCUCGGUUCACUCUGCCUGAUCUGCAGGAGCAAGACGAGCCUCUGGGAUACCGGGGGAACCAUAGAGGUGAUAUCAAGUUUGUUGUGUCCUCUGAUGGGACGGAAUUGGCCAGCAUUCUUGCGGAUCCAACGGGUGUCAGGAUCAAGAUUUGGAGUCUCGACAAUUCGAAUGGGCGCGAGUAUCGGGCAGUAUGACAAAAGUAUUUGGCCGAUUCAUGGAUCCAACUUCAGGCCCGAUCAGCCGGAGGCUGAACAGCAAGCCACUCCAAUUCAGAAGCAAACGUUGGACUAUGAAAUAUGUACUUGGUUCUCCGAUAUCCUUAGUACAGGGACCCCGAGAAGGAUGAAGUGGUCGGAGGGUGCAUCCACAUACUUUAGUCCAUAUGGGCACUACCUUCUCAUCUCCUGGGAUUCGUGUCUUGAAGGAAACCUCAACUCCGACAUACGAGUAUGGACAGAGCCAGAUCUUGACAAAACCAGCUAUCCCAGGUGGAAGUGCGUGGACAUUGUGGGCCCUCCGGAAUUCGCUUUAGAGGCCGCAAAGAUCCUGGUCAACCUUGUCCCGGGAAGGCCUUGAGAUAUGCGACAUAUACUGUAUCCUUCUGGAUCUCGAGGAGGGCAAGU
Messenger RNA from Canariomyces notabilis, 678 nucleotides. RefSeq lists its product as uncharacterized. The transcript is spliced from 4 exons. Bases 149 to 631 code for a protein of 160 amino acids. NCBI's taxonomy places the organism in Eukaryota, Fungi, Ascomycota, Sordariomycetes, Sordariales, Chaetomiaceae. The record is from RefSeq and is a predicted model, not a curated record.